CAGUUCCCCACAGGUAGUCCACACAUCAUUGUUCAGCAAUCAGCAAGACCAAACCAGUUUGUCCAGAAGGGGGCACGGUGGAGCCUCACUGCGGCAGCGGCGGGCAAUGGUGAUUUUCCUGCUGUUUUGAAGCAAGAGCCAGAAGGUGAAUUGCCUCUUUCCCAGGCCAGCAGCAGCUGUUGCAUUGGUUUUUAAGAAGGGAAGCCAUACCACGUCGAUUAUUUACAUUCCAAGUGACCUGGAGUUGUUAAAUCAACCAGCAGAGCUCUCGAAAGCCCAAGACUACAUCCGGGACAACUGGGCAGCAGUGGAAUUGACAGCGGUCACCAUUUACCAGUGUGGUCUGGGCUCCUUGUCGUCCUCCUCCUGGCUUCUCCUUGAGAGUCAUCAGCGGGGUUCAAACAAGAUUUGCUGGUUCCUGAGCUCGGUGCCAACAACAUGCCCAAGCAGGUGGAAGUGCGGAUGCCCCACAGCCACCUCAGCUCGGAGGAGCCGCCCAAGCACCGGAACCUGGGGCUGCGGCUGUGCAGCAAGCUGGGGAAGAACCUACUGCUCACUCUGACGGUGUUGGGUGUCAUCCUGGGGGCAGUAUGUGGAGGGCUUCUUCGCUUGGCAUCUCCUAUCCACCCUGAUGUGGUUAUGUUAAUAGCCUUCCCAGGGGAUAUACUCAUGAGGAUGCUAAAAAUGCUCAUUCUCCCUCUAAUCAUCUCCAGUUUAAUCACAGGGUUGUCAGGCCUGGAUGCUAAAGCCAGUGGGCGCCUGGGCACGAGAGCCAUGGUGUAUUACAUGUCCACCACCAUCAUCGCCGCCGUCCUGGGCGUCAUCUUGGUCUUGGCUAUCCACCCAGGGAACCCCAAACUUAAGAAGCAGCUGGGGCCUGGGAAGAAGAACGACGAAGUGUCCAGCCUGGAUGCCUUUCUGGACCUUAUUCGAAAUCUCUUCCCGGAAAAUCUUGUCCAAGCCUGUUUUCAACAGAUUCAAACGGUGACGAAGAAAGUCCUGGAGGCGCCUGAGUCUGAAGAGGAGAGCAAUGUCACCACCUCUGUCGUCUCCCUGCUGACCCAGACUGCGACAGAGGCACCAGAGGAAAUGAAGGUGGUUAUCAAGAAGGGUCUGGAGUUCAAGGACGGCAUGAAUGUCUUAGGUCUGAUAGGGUUUUUCAUUGCUUUCGGCAUCGCCAUGGGGAAGAUGGGCGAGCAGGCCAAGCUGAUGGUGGAAUUCUUCAGCAUCUUGAAUGAGAUUGUGAUGAAGUUAGUGAUUAUGAUCAUGUGGUACUCCCCGCUGGGUAUUGCCUGCUUAAUCUGUGGGAAGAUCAUUGCCAUCAAGGACUUAGAAGUGGUUGCUCGGCAACUGGGGAUGUACAUGGUCACCGUGAUUGUGGGCCUUAUCAUCCAUGGGGGCAUCUUUCUCCCCUUGAUUUACUUUCUAGUGACCAGGAAAAACCCUUUCACCUUUUUUGCUGGCAUUUUCCAAGCUUGGAUCACUGCCCUGGGCACCGCUUCCAGUGCUGGAACUUUGCCUGUCACCUUCCGUUGCCUGGAAGAAAACCUGGGGAUUGACAAACGUGUGACCAGAUUUGUCCUCCCGGUCGGAGCAACCAUUAACAUGGACGGUACAGCCCUGUAUGAAGCAGUGGCUGCCAUCUUUAUUGCCCAAAUGAAUGGUGUUGUCCUGGAUGGAGGCCAGAUUGUGACCGUGAGCCUCACGGCCACACUGGCAAGCGUCGGCGCAGCCAGUAUCCCCAGCGCUGGGCUGGUCACCAUGCUCCUCAUUCUGACAGCCGUGGGCCUGCCAACGGAGGACAUCAGCCUGCUGGUGGCUGUGGACUGGCUGCUGGACAGGAUGAGAACGUCAGUCAAUGUUGUGGGUGACUCUUUUGGGGCUGGGAUUGUCUAUCACCUCUCCAAGUCUGAGCUGGAUACCAUUGACUCCCAGCACCGAGCACAUGAAGACAUUGAAAUGACCAAGACUCAGUCCAUUUAUGACGACAUGAAGAACCAUAGGGAAAGCAACUCUAAUCAAUGUGUCUAUGCAGCACACAACUCUGUCAUAGUAGAUGAGUGCAAGGUCACUCUGGCAGCCAACGGGAAGUCAGCAGACGGCAGUGUUGAGGAAGAACCUUGGAAACGUGAAAAAUAACGAUGUGACACUCAGCAAAUUCUUGAAUAAACUCCCCCGUGUAUCUCAUGGUAAAAGAGGAUAUAAACAAGCUUUCUUUAAAAAGGAAAAAACAAAACAAAAACACCUAUAUUUCUAUGUUUACUUAAUCUGUUAGCCGAGGCUUAGAGGACCUGUUGUGAGUCAGUGAUAGGCAUGGUGCUGUGUCUUUGCCAAAUAAUGCUUCGUAACCGUCUGAUGUUCUCAUGUGUGUUACUGUCGGAAUGGAUGCUGCCAGAGGAACCGCUUGAAUUGAAGACACAUUCUUGCCAGCUUCCCUUUUCUCUCAAGAUACAGGACCAUGGAUGCUCUUUUCCCAGGGGACGCGACUCAAGCUGUGUGGUACACUCCAGGGACUUGGGGUAAUGAGCAGAUACACAGUGUGUUGUUUCUCCAAGUAUUCUCCAUGCUUCGCCUUGUUACGCACAAGAGAUUCUGUUAGGAGCCUCUAGAAGUAAUUCUUUUUCCGUGUCUUGUAGGGUUUGCCCACGUGUUGAUAAAAGCAAGUACCUGUCUUAGGGAACUGUGACAAUUUGUCUUCUGUCUGCUCUUUUAGCUCAGUGUUUCAGAGAGCAUUGCAGUGGGAACGGACCUGUGGAAGGCAGCUGGUUGUGGAGGCCACUGAGCCUCUGCUCUGUCCCACCUAGUCUGUGGACAUGCAUUAUUGAACUCUCAGAGUUUGCUGCGUAAUUUGCUCUAAAUUUGAUAAUGGGUUAGAAUAUAAUUUGUUCAGAACCACGGUAUACAUUGACAAAAGUAAGAGAGCACAGUCAACAUACAUGUUAAUCAGAUUCAAGUAUUCAAAUUCAUUGGCCUUUGGUUUGUAGUCAUCUUGUCUGUGUGAGAUCAUAUUAAUCUCUGCUUCACUUUCUUUGUUUUACCCAUAAAAUUCUUGUUUGGGUUUCUAACAAAAAGACACUUUUUGAUCUCCAAAUCAUUUCAGUCAUAUACCCAGUAAACCAAAAGGCCUAAUCAUGGUGUUCUUCUUACACAUGGAGGACAGUUUUGUUGCCUGUGCCUCUUUUACUACUGUCUCUUGAUAAAAACAAAAGACUGUCAUUUAUCUAAUAUGUAGAAAGCUUUUGUUAUAUUACAUCAAAGCACAUAAAUCCAAUUACAGGACACGUUGGAAGCAAAGCCAACCUUCCUCCCCAGUCUUCUCUGUCAAAAAGAACAGAAAACAACGUAUGUGCAAAAUCCUUAAAAGGUGCCAUUCCCAUGGCAAAGUCAAGGCAGCCUUGAACCAUGAAAUGGGCACCACAUAGAUGGGACCUUUUCAAGGCUGUGAAAGUUUGGGGGAAUAAGUAAUAUAAUAGGAGCAGCACAGUGCCUUGCAUGCUGUUGUCACCCAACGAAUCCUGAAUGAUUGUGUAGGUUAACUUUUUCAGUGUCUCUACUAUCAUUUUCUAGUGAAUAACACACAGUAUUUUUCUAAAGUUUCUGGCUUUGGGAGUUUGCUGAGGACUUGAGCAUGAAUCCCUGAGAAAUAAAGCACAUUGGAAGGAGUGUGUAGAACUUUGGUUCACAUGUGGGAGGCAGGUGGUCUUCUGAGGCCAGCAGAUGGAUGGUGAGAUGUUGAUGAAUCAUGAUAGAGUCUAAAUUCUCUAAAGAAAGGAUAUUUAUAGCCACCACAUACCCUUUAUUACCUAGUUCUUGUGACUUUUCUCUUCCAAAUCAGACACCUUUGGAAUAUACAGAUGUUUCCUUUUUUUUUUUUUUUUUUUGUCUCCUAACCCCUAGUUAUUUUUGGAUAAGGAUCAUUAUUGAGCAGUAUUAAGCAGAUUUUGCUUUUAAAGAAUGGCAUUGGUCUUGAUUUUCAUUAGCUGGACAGGGAGCAGGGUGGCCCAGGAUGUGCUGAAAUGUAGCUGUGGGAAACGUAUCCCUUGCAGCAGACACUGUGGGUCAGGGGGACAGUUCUUGGGUGCAGCUGUGAAACUGUUAAGGCUUGUCUAUAAAUGGGACUUAUGGAGAGGAGAAGGAUAUGGGCAAGGCACCUAGGAGUUUGUGGUUUUGCUAUUUAAGGCCAGCUUAGCACACGUGUACAGGCUGACAUGUUUCUUGAUAGAGCAGUCUCAGGAUUAUCUUCCCAAGAUGCUGCCUAGAUGUCUUCUCUGUUUGAUUUGUCUUCAGAGUUUUCCUCAUUACCCAGUGAGAUCAUAAAUGUCUAAGUGCACAGUUUAACAAAGCAGGUAUUUCUGGUUUGAGAUUCUAUGCAAUAGAAUAGCUCCAUGAAAAUACACGUAGGAGAGCAUAUUUAUCUAGAUUCAACAAAUUAUAUUAAAAAUUAAUACUUUUUCAAAUUCAAGACAAGCCUGAAAAUCCAGAAUUAUAUAGAGCUGACAUAUGACUCUGUCCUUUAACUUUUUUUUAGGCCUCAUUCAUUCUUCUCAUGCUGUGCCCAUUGGGGUUUUCCUUGCCCAGGAUAUGUGCCAUAAACAGAACAAAUAGAUCCAGAGUAUACCUCUAACAACCUUUUCUAAAUAGGAUAUGUGUGAUCUUCCAGUGAUAUACAUAGAUUUAUA
Messenger RNA from Myotis davidii, 4679 nucleotides. It is a transcript of the gene SLC1A2, whose product is annotated as solute carrier family 1 (glial high affinity glutamate transporter), member 2. The transcript is spliced from 11 exons. The record is from RefSeq and is a predicted model, not a curated record. Gene Ontology annotation, biological process: L-glutamate transmembrane transport. Gene Ontology annotation, molecular function: L-glutamate transmembrane transporter activity; neutral L-amino acid transmembrane transporter activity; glutamate:sodium symporter activity. The coding region runs from base 439 to 2139 and encodes 566 amino acids. NCBI's taxonomy places the organism in Eukaryota, Metazoa, Chordata, Mammalia, Chiroptera, Vespertilionidae. Gene Ontology annotation, cellular component: plasma membrane.